Molecule: messenger RNA, 4780 nt
Organism: Uranotaenia lowii
Lineage: Eukaryota; Metazoa; Arthropoda; Insecta; Diptera; Culicidae
Product: intermembrane lipid transfer protein Vps13-like
Exons: 15
Biological process (GO): protein retention in Golgi apparatus; protein targeting to vacuole
Cellular component (GO): extrinsic component of membrane
Source: RefSeq, a predicted model, not a curated record
CGCGAUUUCUGUCAGUCGAGUGGGAGAAGUGCAUUGUGAUUGUUGUGUUUCUACUUCAGCGCACCGUGUCAUCAAUUUUUCUGCUAGCGAUAGUAAAAAUUUUUCAUGGUUAAGAUAUAUACAUAAACACUAAGUCGCUGGUGAUUCAUAUUUGCUGCUGAUUUUCGCUGUCUCUCUGUUGGGAGCACGAUCCAAAAAUCGGGUGUGAAGUUCUGCGGAAGACAUAGGUGUUGGAGACGAGGUCAACAAGUAGACCAAGGCCACUUGGACAGGCCGUGAUCCACGAUGGUGUUCGAGAGCAUCGUCGCCGAUGUCCUUAACCGUUUCGUUGGUGAAUAUGUUGAAAAUUUGGACAAGAAGCAGCUAAAAAUUGGUAUAUGGGGAGGUGAUGUUGUGCUUAACAAUCUGAUACUUAAACAGAGUGCACUCAAAGAACUUGACCUUCCGGUGUCCACCCUCUAUGGACACCUAGGUAAGUUGGUGCUCAAAAUACCAUGGAAGAAUCUGUACAGUGCUCCAGUUGAGGCUAUCAUCGAUAAACUGUACAUCCUUGCGGUUCCAAAUACGGACAUCCGGUACAACGCCGAGAAGGAUGAAAGAAAUGCGUUCGAAACGAAAAAGGCCGAGCUGGCUAGAAUUGAGGCGGCCAAAAAGAGCGAAGAAGAAAAAGAUAAACCGGUGGCAGAUAAAACUUUCACGGAAAAACUGACCACCCAGAUUGUGAACAAUGUUCAGAUCAAGAUAUCCGAUAUACACAUCCGUUACGAGGAUACGGCUACAACAGGUAAUCCUUUCGCUUUCGGGGUAACAUUGAGCAAUCUGAGUGUGCACACUACCGAUAAGAACUGGGUGAAAACUCUUGUAUCCGAAUCGGUGACCAAAAUAUACAAACUGGCCCAGUUAGAAAUGUUAUCGGUGUACAUGAACUGCAACACUCAGCUGUUCCAGGACCAGGACCCAUCAAUGUACAAGAUGCUGUUCCAGGAAACGAUUGCUUCCAAAGAACAUCGACCGGAAGGCUACCAUUACAUUUUUGGUCCCAUCAGUUCUGGAGCACGCUUGGAAAUGGUACCAAAUCCAGAAUCGCAGGAACGACCAUUCACUUCACCAAAGAUAAAGUUGAACUUGGGUAUGGAAACUCUAGCGAUUGGUGUAACCAAGGUUCAGUUCCAAAAUACCAUGCAGCUAGUAGAAGCUUUCGGUAGAAUGAUGCGUGCCGCUCCCUAUAAAAAGUACCGACCAUUUGGGAUCACCUACAAGAAUCAUUACAAAGAAUGGUGGCACUUUUCAUACACGUGCAUACUGGAAACGGAAGUUAAACGACGCCGGCGAAACUGGGCCUGGGACAACAUGUUACAGCAUCGAAUGAAUCUGAGGAAAUACGAAGAAGCUUACAAAGCGCAGCUAACGGCUAAGAAACUUACGCCGGACAUCAUAGCUCGGUGUGAAGAGCUAGAAAAGAUUUUAGAUCUGCACAAUCUGAUCGUCCUGCGCCAGAAAGUCGAGCUUGAAGUUCAAAAGGAAGGUAAACGACAGCAAGAAGAGCAACAGAAAGCCGGCUGGUUCAGCUCCUGGUGGGGAGGAGGAGCCAAAAAGGAGGACGCGAAUAAUACUACUGAUAUAAAGAAACAAUUCGAAGCUGCAAUGACCACUGAAGAGAAGGCUAAAUUGUUCAAAGCUAUUGGCUAUCAGGAGAACGAUUCACCUCUGGAACUACCCGAGUACUAUGUGGCGCAGGUGUUACAGUUUGAGCUUCAAUCGCUAGAAGUUUCUAUCAAAUCGGAAGUAGCUUCCGAAUUAUCAGAGCACUUCAGCCGUUCAAGUGGACUUCUAGAACGAGUCAUGCUUCUGGAACUGAAAAAUGUCAAAUGUGGUGUCCAGCAGCGACCUUCUGCAGGGGCAUUGAAGGCAUCGCUCAAAAUGCAGGAACUGACAAUCUCCGGUUUACGACAAGGUGAAGUGUUGCCGAUCAUGGUGAAAUCGCAACUCGAAGAAUCUAGCACUCUACUGGACGUUUCCUUCGAAACAAACCCAGAGGACAAACAGUGUGACCAACGUGUGGUCGUAACAUCGCAACCCCUGCAAAUUAUUUACGAUGCCGAAACAAUAAUCCAGCUGACAAAGGUCUUCAAAAUGCCCAGAUCGGCAACGAUUUCGCAACUUACGGACGCGGCGGCCGAAAAGUUGGUUAACAUUAAGGAACGAUCGGCGACCGGAUUACAGUACGCCAUAACAAAACAUCCUCGUUUGGAACUGAAUGUUGACAUCAGCCCAAGUUACAUUAUUGUACCCCAUGGCGGUCUGUAUUGCAGUCGUGAAUCCGUUAUGGUAGUGAGCCUGGGUAAGCUGUCAGUUCAAACAGAACCCCGGCCCCUACACCUUAGAGAUGUCCACACGAUGCACGAACAAGGUGUACAUCAGGAAGAAAUUCUGAAGGAAAUCAUUCGACAAAGCUACGAUAAAUUCAUCCUAGAAAUUAGUGACGUUCAAGCGAUCGUGGCAACGCUCGACGAAGACUGGCAAAGUCCACUCAAACAGAGAGCAGUCACCGAAAUGCAUCUGCUCGAACCGACUUCGUUUCGAAUAUCCGCUCAUCUGUGCGUGAUUGACGACGAUCCGCGGUUAGCUAAAUGCAAGGUAUUUGGGGAACUUCCUUCGGUCACCCUAUGCGUAACUGAACAAAGAGUAUUGGAAGCGCUAUCGAUCGUUUCAAGCCUUCCAUUACCGGACUCAGACGAAGAUGUGCAGCCGGCACCGAUCAGCAAAGAUACAAAUGUGUUCGGAUCGAGUUUAUCGUUGCUAAAGUACCUCGAUGAACAGCAGCAAAAAUUGACCAAAAUCCAACGACCUGUGGAGAAUUUGAAUACCUCUGACAUGGUCGAUGGCGAAGUUGUUCAGUUCACUGACCUUGAAGUUCGAUUUGUGCUUAAUGAACUAUCGUUGACAAUAUUCAAAAUAAGUGCAACAGGAAAUAGUUCUUCUGAUGAGUUCGCAACUCCAACGGAGGAGUUCGAUCAGCUGACGUUGGAACAACAACUGCUACAACCCCGCAAGAGUGUUGUAUUCAAUGUUCCAUUCUCGAGUGCCGAUUCGCGUAAAAUUAUGUCUUUCAAAGUAAAACAGCUUGAGAUGGAUAUGGUCCAACGAACGUACGAUCUGAAGGUUAAUCUAAAACUGGGGGCCAUUACGAUGGAUCAGUUCCGCGUUCGAAAUGAGCAAGAGAAAAUCCUCCACGUUAUUCAAACUCCUAAAUAUGGCGAUAACGAUGACUAUUUAUUCACCGUUCAAUAUACUAAUUGUAAGAAAAACAGCCCAGAGUUUGUAACGAAAUACGAAUCCGUAGAGCAGGAAGUUGGAAUCAACUUUUCCACGUGGGUUUUAUUGUUGCAUGAAGAAGCGUUGAACGAGCUUAUCAGGCUCGCCAACGAUUUCCAAACUCGCAUGGAAGCCGUGCUGGAGGUGAAGAAGGAAAAACUACUGAACCAAUACCCGAUGCAGGAUCGCGUUGCCUCGACGCAUACCGAAGAAAGUGCUGCUGCUGCGCUGUUCAGUGCAGCGAAGGAGAAACUGCCAACCAUUUUGGAAGACGAAGACGCAACGACGAACACCGUGGCUUCAAAGGGCCCUAAUCGAAAACGAAAAUCAAUUGUAGACAGCAUUAAGAUCAAAGUUGUGGCCAAAAUGGAAGAUGUGGCGGUGGAACUGCAGAACGAUAAACGAUCAAUCGCUGUGCUGGAGGUUCAAAACCUCACCUGUAGUGCGAUUAUGAAAACUUCAUACACGGAAAUUAGCAUCCAUCUCCAGGAUAUCAUUCUUACGGAUAUGAAUCCAGCAUCAAUUCAUACCAAGAUUCUAUCGAUCAUCGGGCAUAAUGCGCUUAAAGUGGAAGUUAUCCUGUUCAACUUGGAAGCUACUUCUGACUACAACUCGGAUGACAUGCGUAUCGCGGUGGAAAUGGGCUGCGCGCGAAUAGUUUUCCUCAAUUGGUUUGUAACGUCGGUGUUAGCAUUCUUGGACAACUUCCAAGCGGCGCAGCAGCGCAUUAAAGAUGCAAGUGUGGCCGCGGCCGAAGCUGCCAAGCAAAAUGUGGUCGAUGCUUAUACCAAAGCUACUCGUAUGAAGCUGGAUGUUAAAAUUAAAGCACCUAUCAUAGUGAUUCCGGUGGAUUCGAAAAGUCUCAAAGCGGUUGCAAUGGAUUUUGGUCAUCUCAGUAUUACCAACAAUUUCCGGGAUAUUGCCACGGAAAGCCAGCAUGGUAUGGCAGUCAUUGACGAAAUGAAGAUUGAACUGAAGGACAUGAAACUUUCCAAGGUGAACGUGUGCAUGUCCUCGCUGAGUCAAACGUCGCAGGUUUCAUCGCAAGUUUCAUCCCGUUACGGAUCCGACGAGCUGGUUUACGGUAUCGUUUCUGAUCAAUCAUCUGUGUUGAGUCCGACCAGUUUUACUCUCGUUAUAAAACGAAACCUCUCAUCCGGUUGGUACAGAGAAAGGCCUGAUUUGGAUAUAUCAGGAAGGUUGAAGGCAGUUGAGCUUAAUUUUAUUGCAACAGAUUACAGUAUCAUAAUGCAAAUUCUAUCCAAAAACAUGACCGAAGGACAAGACGAGUUCAAGAAACCAGUAAUUAAGGUCGAAAAAUCACCCACUAGCCCACUGAUCGUUACUCCCGUUACAUCUGCCGCUGGUAAUCUCGCUCUCGAUGGUAAAACGAACUGGUCCGCAGUUGCUAAGAAGGCCACUGCGAAGCCUUUUGGAAUCGAUGUGGUCCAGUUGAAAGCGGCCA